This is a messenger RNA of Rhinopithecus roxellana (golden snub-nosed monkey), 1311 nucleotides long. Its product is annotated as olfactory receptor 52E1. Gene Ontology annotation, cellular component: membrane. Gene Ontology annotation, molecular function: G protein-coupled receptor activity; olfactory receptor activity. Gene Ontology annotation, biological process: G protein-coupled receptor signaling pathway. The coding region runs from base 192 to 866 and encodes 224 amino acids. NCBI's taxonomy places the organism in Eukaryota, Metazoa, Chordata, Mammalia, Primates, Cercopithecidae. The record is from RefSeq and is a predicted model, not a curated record. The transcript has a single exon.
UUGGGCCACAUAUUGCCAUUAAAUUGUAAAUACUUUGAAGCCUCUAUGAUGCAGAAAUAUCGUAGAUAUUAGUUUCACUGAUUUAUUUGUUUUCUCUGUGCACUAAGCGAGGAUAAGACAAACUCAAUGAAUGACAGACAUUCAGUCUACGAUAUACUUUAGUAUAAAAAUUUCCCAGAAGGACAGCCUCAAUGAAUACCACUCUAUUUCAUCCCUAUUCUAUCCUUCUUCUGGGAAUUCCUGGGCUGGAAAGUAUGCAUCUCUGGAUUGGAUUUCCUUUCUUUGUUGUGUUCCUGACAGCUGUCCUUGGGAAUAUCACCAUCCUUUUUAUGAUUCAGACUGAGAGUAGUCUCCAUCAGCCCAUGUUCUACUUCCUGGCCAUUCUGUCAUCUAUUGAUCUGGGUCUGUCUGCAUCCACCAUCCCUAAAAUGCUUGGCAUCUUCUGGUUUACCCCGAGAGAAAUCUCCUUUGAAGGAUGCCUUACCCAGAUAUUCUUCAUCCACUUGUGCACUGGCAUAGAAUCAGCUGUGCUUGUGGCCAUGGCCUAUGAUCGCUAUGUGGCCAUCUGUGACCCUCUUCACCACACGUUGGUGCUGACAAACAAGGUAGUGUCAGUUAUGGCACUGGCCAUCCUUCUGAGACCCUUAGCCUUUGCCUUACCGUUUGUUCUACUCAUCCUAAGGCUUCCAUUUUGUGGACACCAAGUUAUUCCUCACACUUACUGUGAGCACAUGGGCAUUGCCCGCUUGUCUUGUGCCAGCAUCAGGGUCAACAUCGUCUAUAGCUUAUGUACUAUCUCUAUCCUGGUCUUUGAUAUCAUAGCAAUUGUCAUUUCCUAUGUACAGAUCCUUCAUGCUGUAUUUUGACUUUCUUCACAUGAUGCAUGACUCAAGGCACUCAGCACCUGUGGUUCUCAUGUGUGUGUCAUGUUGAUUUUCUAUAUCCCUGCAUUUUUCUCAUUCAUGACCCAUAGGUUUGGUGAGAAUAUACCUCGCUUUAUCCACAUCCUUCUGGCUAAUUUCUAUGUAGUCAUUCCACCUGCUCUCAACCCUGUAAUUUAUAGUGUUAGAACAAAACAGAUUAGAGCACAAGUGCUGAAAAUGUUUUCCAAUAAAUAAAACAUAGCUCAUUUAUAAAUACCAGAUUAUUUGUCAAUAUCAUAAAUAAUCAUUUUUACAAUGAAAGUGGCACUAAUUUUCUAUGUUCAAAAUAAAAACAGAAUAUUUGGAAAGUAUUUAGGAGCAUCUUAGGGAAGGACUGAAAAUGGAAAUCGUUUGGCAGGUGCUACCCACAAAUGGAAAGUUAAGCUCA